UUUCCCAUUACUCUCAGUUUGAGACAUUUUCUUGCAUGCCCAUAAGUUUUAGCAUGACAUAUUUACGGUUUCAAGAGGACCCAAUAUUUUUUUUUUUUUUGGUUGGGUGCAAUCUGACAUCAUUGCUAAUGGGUUUAUGGCAUUCAUGCUUAGUGUUGUAGGUCACUUCUAUUUGCACGGCGUUGUGUGUAAUUGGGACUGUGCAUCUGUGUUAACUGCCAUCUUCGGUGUAGUUUGUCUUUUUAUUGGAAUAGUCUGAGGUAUUGAAGAGGUCUUUGCUAUGUCUGGAUCAAAGAAAAGCGCGAGUGACGGUGGUGGUAAUGAGACUGGGAAGCGAAACCUUCCUUCGUGGAUGAGUUCAAGAGAGAAUGAGGUUGGUGACGAUGAGGAAAGUAAUGAGGGUGAAAACCCUAAGCAAGCUGAAGGGCGUGGUAAAGAACAUACAGGCUCCACAAAUCUCUCCAAACUUCUGGAAGGUGUAGUGUUUGUGUUGUCAGGGUUUGUUAAUCCUGAGCGUGGCAUUUUGCGAUCACAAGCACUGGAAAUGGGAGCAGAGUAUCGGCCGGACUGGAACUCGGAUUGCACUCUCUUGGUCUGUGCAUUUCCCAACACCCCAAAGUUUAGACAAGUCGAGUCAGAUUGCGGGACUAUUGUUUCGAAGGAGUGGAUAUCUGAGUGUUAUACACAGAAGAAGCUUGUUGACAUUGAAAGCUUUCUUAUGCAUGUUGGCAAACCAUGGCGGAGAAGGGACAUUCCCAUUGAAAGCCAAGCUUUUGCAGAUCAAAAGGCAUCACCACACAAAAAACCUGAGAAGAAAGCUGAAAGAGGACGGCAUUCAAAGCCAAUUGCUCCGGUAUCCUCAGAGCAUCACCUAGCUUCCAAUACUGCCAACGAGUGUUUUUCUCCUUCUGAAGUGAAGAGGUGGGCUGUUAAUGAUUUGAAUAGAACCAUAAGAUGGCUAGAGAGUCAAGAUGAAAAGCCAGAUCCAAGCGAUAUAAGGAAAAUAGCUGCUGAAGGGAUCUUAACCUGUUUACAAGAUGUCAUUGAUUCUCUUGAACAAAAGCAGGAUAUCCAGCAUGUAACUGAGCAGUGGAACUUCAUCCCUCAUGCGGUUGAGGAGCUGGCAAGGCUCGAGGGCACUGGAAAUGUGUUAGCCUCAAUCUCAAAUGAGGAGCGUUGCAGACAGGCAAAGACCUGUAAACGACUAUAUGAGGAGGAACUGAGCAAUUUGGCUGAUAAUCCUUCGACCAUGAAGAAAAGGCCAAAUACUGAUGAAAGGAAUGGGAGAAUCAAAGGCAAAAGCAAGGAUGCAGCAGAGUAUGACAGCGAUGAAACCAUCGAAAUGACAGAAGAGGAAAUAGAGCUUGCCUACAAAACUGUCUCAUCUAAGAUCUGUCAAUGAUGGCCUCAUUCCAGUUAACUUGACAAAUAAGGUGAUAUUUUUGUGUGCUCAUCAUGAAUGAAUUUUCAUGUCACCUAGAAAUAGAAGUUCUAAGCAAAA
Juglans microcarpa x Juglans regia is the source of this 1501-nucleotide messenger RNA. Its product is annotated as DNA-repair protein XRCC1. The transcript is spliced from 8 exons. Lineage: Eukaryota; Viridiplantae; Streptophyta; Magnoliopsida; Fagales; Juglandaceae. Gene Ontology annotation, biological process: base-excision repair; single strand break repair; double-strand break repair via nonhomologous end joining. The coding region runs from base 281 to 1402 and encodes 373 amino acids. The record is from RefSeq and is a predicted model, not a curated record. Gene Ontology annotation, molecular function: damaged DNA binding.